AAAAGGCAUUUAGCAGAUCGAGUUUUUUUUUUUUUGGUUACCAAAACUGAGAGAGCUUCUUCUUCUUCUUCUUUUAUUUUUUUUCCCCAAAUCGCUCACUUGGAUCUUCAAAUGCGCACCGUUUUGAUCCCAUCACCGACUUCCUCUCCCAACAAAUUGAUUCUCUACGCUUCGCUUUCUGAUUCUGAAGCUCAGUUCGGUAGCUACUGCCUCUGCGUAGGUAGAAGAUAAUGAUUUGGAGAGAAUAUUCUGGAGAUAGUUGUUGUCGUGUUGGAAUUGGGGUAUGUAGCUUUACCUAUUUGUCAAGAAACUAUGGAAGGUGAUCGGAAAAUCUCUACCACCCAAGAUGGGCUCGGGGAUGCUAGCCAGAGAAUGCGAGCUCUACAAGGGAGGACUAGUGGUCCUACAAGGCGUUCUACCAAAGGACAAUGGACACCUGAAGAGGAUGAGAUUUUGCAGAAGGCCGUUCAGCGUUUUAAAGGAAAGAACUGGAAAAAAAUAGCGGAGUGUUUUAAGGACCGUACCGACGUACAAUGCCUUCACAGGUGGCAGAAGGUCUUGAAUCCAGAGCUUGUCAAAGGUCCAUGGUCUAAAGAGGAGGAUGAAGUUAUUAUUGAAUUGGUGAAGAAGUAUGGUCCAAAAAAAUGGUCGACCAUUGCUCAGCAUUUACCUGGACGUAUUGGUAAGCAAUGUCGGGAAAGGUGGCACAAUCAUCUUAAUCCUUCUAUUAACAAAGAGGCAUGGACCCAAGAAGAGGAACUGGCUUUGAUUCGCGCUCAUCAGAUCUAUGGGAACCGAUGGGCAGAGCUAACAAAGUUCUUGCCUGGAAGGACAGACAAUGCUAUUAAAAAUCACUGGAACAGUUCUGUCAAAAAGAAAUUGGAUUCUUAUCUAGCAUCAGGUUUACUUGCUCACUACCCAGUCCUUCCUCAUGUUGGACAUAGAAAUCAAUCCAUGCUUUCAUCUUCUUCAAGGAUGCAGAGUAGUGGAGAUGAUAGUGGGCUCAAAGGGAUAGAAGGUGAGGAAAUUUCAGAAUGCAGUCAAGAUUCAACCGUUGCAGGUUGCUUUCAGUCUGCAAAUGAAAUGGCCAAUGCAGUUUUACAUAACAUAGAGGAACUCCCAUUGACUCAAGAAUCUGGUUUGGCAAAGGAGCAAAACUCCAGUCCAUUAUCAUGUUCUGAACAAUAUUACACAUCUCUGGAAGAUGUUGCUUUUUCAAUGCCAGAUAUUUCUUGUGAAGCUGGUUGCCCUGACAAAUUGCUUGAGCAAAAUUUCUCGCAUGAUGCUGGAGCUUCUGUGAGCAGGGAAAACAAAUUUAAUGUACAUGGGUUACCAAAUAUCUCGUCACUGGAAUUGGGGCAGGACUCAUCACAGUUGCAAACUCAUUGUAUAAGUACUAAUGAAAGCCAUGAAAUAGUGAAUGUUCCUUGCCAAGCUUCUACUUCAAUGGGAUAUAUGGCUAUGGGUUCCUAUAAUAAAGCAGAGCACAUGUUGAUACCUGAUGAUGAGUGUUGUAGAGUCCUAUUUUCAGAGGCAAUGAAUGAUGGUAAUUUUUUCACUGGAAAUCUCACAAAAGGCUCAAAUAUGGUUGCCUCAGUUGGAGGCACAGAUUCAUUUCGCUGUCAAUCAUCAAACGGUAUGAUAUCUGAAACUGUUGCAACUUCAGCUUCACAAUCAUAUUGUCCUCCUAGGUCUGAUAUAAUCGGAACUUCGUGCUCUCAGCAGUUUGUGCCUGCACCGUCACUUAUAUCUGUUGAUGGUGGUACACUUAUAUACAGUGAUGAACCCAACCAGUUAUUUGAAACUCAAGAACAAGAGUUUGUCAUUAGUGCUCAUGAUGGCUUUGUCUAUACCAAGGACUCUCCCAAUUCCCCUUGCAAUAAUGGUACAAAGAACACAGGAUUGCAAGAACAACCAGAUUUUGUAAAGGAACCUUCAAAAUUAGUCCCUGUAAAUUCUUUUGGUUCAGGAUUAGACAUAAACCAUACUUGCCCUUCUCUGGGUGAAGGAUCACAUGUACAUACAGAACCGCAGGAUGUUGGAGCUCUAUGUUAUGAACCUCCUCGUUUCCCAAGCUUGGAUAUUCCAUUUUUCAGCUGUGAUCUGGUACAGUCUGGUAGUGACAUGCAGCAGCAAGAAUAUAGUCCACUUGGAAUCCGCCAGCUUAUGAUGUCUUCUAUGAACUGCCUUACCCCAUUUAGGUUGUGGGAUUCUCCAUCUCGUGAUGAUAGUCCCGAUGCUGUGCUGAAAAGUGCUGCUAAAACUUUCACAGGUACACCAUCCAUAUUGAAGAAACGGCAUCGUGACUUAUUAUCUCCAUUGUCAGAUAGAAGAAUUGACAAAAAACUUGAGAUUGACAUGACGUCUAGUUUGACCCGAGAUUUUUCACGUCUAGAUGUUAUGUUUGCUGACAAUGGGACCCAAAAAGCACCUUUGCUCUCUCCAUCAUCUAACCGUAAGAGGAAUUCUGGAACUUCCAUUGAUGAUAAAGAAAAUCUUGAUCAUGCCUUUGAAGAGGGGGAUGAAGGAGCUGCCCACAUUCAGUCUUCUGGAGUGCUUGUUGAACACGACAUGAACAAUCUGCUAUUACAUUCUCCCGAUCAAGUUGGGUCCAAAGCAGACAGAGCAUUAUUAGGUUCAAGUGCUGGAACUCCAAGAAAUCAACAAUCUAGGAGCUUGGGGGCUGCAUCAAAUCAAGGAAUUCCUAACAAAUCAUCAUUUGGAAAUCCAUGUGCACCUGUUAGCUCUCCUACUGUUUGUGGGAAGAAACAUGAAAGUCAUUCAGUUGCAGUUACAUGCCUACAAUCUGCUUCUUUGUCAGUUCCCCUCGAGAAUAGAGGUGAUAAUGCUGGGAAUGAUGCCAGUUUUGAAACCUUUGGCAUGUUUGGAGGAACUCCAUUUAAAAGAAGUAUUGAAUCCCCUUCAGCAUGGAAAUCCCCAUGGUUCAUAAACUCUUUUCUGCCUGGCCCAAGGGUUGAUACUGACAUUACAAUCGAGGAUAUAGGGUAUUUUAUGAGCCCAGGGGAUAGAAGCUAUGAUGCCAUUGGGUUGAUGAAACAGAUAAGUGAGCAGAGUGCUGCUGCAUAUGCCAAUGCCCAGGAGGUUUUGGGAAAUGAAACUCCAAAAACAUUACUAAAGGGAAAAUCCAUCAGCCAGGGGAAUCUGGACCGAGAGAACAGUCAUAUGCUACAUGAUCCUCUGGGAAACCGUUCCCAUUUGGCUCCAAAUGUUUUGACGGAGUGUCGCAUCCUUGACUUCAGUGAAUGUGGAACACCUGCAAAGGGAACCGAAAAUGGCAGAUCCUCAAAUGCUUUAAGCUUCUCAAGUCCCUCUUCUUAUCUGUUGAAGGGUUGCAGAUAGCGGUUCGUUCUAUAGCUAAAAAGCCUUAUUGCUGUCAUAAUUUGAAGUUAAUAUAUACAUAGUCCUCUCUCUCUCUCUCUCUUUUGCUGUUUCAUUGCUGGAUCUCGAUUUAAUUAAUUUACAGAAGAUUGUACAAGUGUAUUCUUUCCAAAUUAUGUUACCUUAUUUUGCAAACAGACCCUUGCCUCAUAAUCACAACAGGUAAACUCCAUUAGAAGAUGA
This is a messenger RNA of Quercus lobata, 3582 nucleotides long. Its product is annotated as transcription factor MYB3R-1-like. Gene Ontology annotation, biological process: regulation of DNA-templated transcription. The transcript has 12 exons. The coding region runs from base 313 to 3360 and encodes 1015 amino acids. The record is from RefSeq and is a predicted model, not a curated record. Gene Ontology annotation, molecular function: DNA-binding transcription factor activity, RNA polymerase II-specific; RNA polymerase II cis-regulatory region sequence-specific DNA binding. Gene Ontology annotation, cellular component: nucleus. Lineage: Eukaryota; Viridiplantae; Streptophyta; Magnoliopsida; Fagales; Fagaceae.